Messenger RNA from Penicillium vulpinum, 1728 nucleotides. Its product is annotated as FAD-binding oxidoreductase. Gene Ontology annotation, molecular function: oxidoreductase activity; FAD binding. Bases 1 to 1728 code for a protein of 575 amino acids. The record is from RefSeq and is a predicted model, not a curated record. The transcript has 3 exons. Lineage: Eukaryota; Fungi; Ascomycota; Eurotiomycetes; Eurotiales; Aspergillaceae.
AUGUUUUUCUGCGCAUUCUUCAUUGCCUCACUGUUGGCAGUCCUGCCUCAGGCUUCAGCCUCGGCUACAUGCCGUUGCUUUCCCGGUGAUGCUUGUUGGCCCACCGAGAAUGAAUGGUCUCAAUUGAACAAGACCAUCGAUGGCCGACUAGUGAAGACCGUGCCUCUCGGCACCCCUUGCCAUGCGCCGACCUACAAUUCCGAGGCCUGUGCAGUCUUAAAGGAUGGAUGGCUACUUCCCGAGGAGCACUAUGAAUCGUCUUCCUCAGUUAUGGCGCCGUUUUUUGCCGAUGGUGCUUGUGAUCCAUUCCACCCCAUCUCAAAGCCCUGCACACUGGGCAACUAUGUGCGCUACAGCGUGAAUGUCACCAGCCCGGCCCAGAUCUCCAAUGCUGUAAAGUUCGCAACAAAACACAAUAUUCGUCUCGUCAUCCGUAAUACCGGCCACGACUACAAUGGCCGAUCCACUGGUGCCGGAGCCCUUGCAAUCUGGACUCACCACUUGAAGGAUCUGUCAAUCGGCUCGUACAGCGAUAAGUACUACUCCGGAAAGGCCAUUAUCAUGGGCGCUGGAAUCCAGGGCUACGAGGCCUACGAGAUCGCCGACGAGACCGGCUACCAGGUUGUUGGCGGCGAAUGUCCCACCGUUGGUCUUGCCGGCGGAUACACCCAAGGAGGUGGUCACUCCGCACUUAGCUCCCGCUAUGGCCUGGGCGCCGACCAAGUCCUGAAAUGGGAGGUCAUCGACGGCCAGGGCAAUUUCAUCACUGCUACCCGCGAUAACGAGUACUCCGAUAUAUUCUGGGCUCUUAGUGGUGGUGGUGCUGGCACUUACGGUAUCGUCUGGUCCAUGACCUCGAAGGCACACCCCGGAACUCCUGUCUCUGGCCUGAACCUCACCUAUACGAACGAGGGUAUUUCGCAAGAUACCUUUUUCAAUACUAUCGAGACUUUCCAUUCCGAGCUUCCUGCUAUCGUGGACGCAGGUGCUAUGAGCAUCUGGUACUUCACAAAUACCAGCUUUUCUAUUUCUCCAAUCACUGCCCCCAACAUCCCUGUCGCUGACCUAGUGGCGCUUCUCAAACCUUUCACUGACAGCCUCGACAAACUCGGUAUCAAGUACAAUAUAGUCGCUAAGCAAUAUGAUAGCUACUACAGCCAGUUCAAGGAUAUGCAAGGCGUCAUCGAGGUCGGCACUGCCCAGUAUGGAGGCUGGCUGGUCCCAAGAUCGGUCGUUCAGAACAACAACCAUGCCCUGAUGACUGCCUACCGUGAGAUCACCGAGUCCGGCGGUACCUUCAUCGGCGUCGGCCUCAACGUCUCUCGCAAGGUUUCCGGAGACGUCAGCAAUGCGGUGCUCCCUGCUUGGCGCGAUGCCCUGAUUGAUACCACUUUGACGACCCCUUGGGAGUGGGAUAAUCCUGCUCUUAUGUUGGAGCGCCAGCGCCAAAUGACCGAGGAUUUUAUUCCUAAACUGACUGCGCUUUCUCCCAACUCUGGUGCUUAUAUGAAUGAGGCAUGUGGACUUCUAUCUAGCCCUAGCUUCCUUCAUUGUUAUGGUGACUUCCAACAGCCUAACUUCAAGGAGGUCUUUUAUGGUACCAACUAUGAUGCCUUGCGCAAGAUCAAGGUCAAGUAUGAUCCGAAGGAUAUCUUCUACGCCAGAACUGCUGUUGGGUCUGAUGAGUGGACCGAGAGUGAGGAUGGCCGCUUGUGUAAAGCGACCUAG